Vigna angularis (adzuki bean) is the source of this 1511-nucleotide messenger RNA. Its product is annotated as teosinte glume architecture 1. Gene Ontology annotation, molecular function: DNA binding. Bases 183 to 1274 code for a protein of 363 amino acids. Lineage: Eukaryota; Viridiplantae; Streptophyta; Magnoliopsida; Fabales; Fabaceae. Gene Ontology annotation, cellular component: nucleus. The transcript is spliced from 4 exons. The record is from RefSeq and is a predicted model, not a curated record.
UUUUCUCUUCUCAGAGACAAAAACACGACAUGUGUCUUGCACCUUCUGUGCCCAUUUUCUUGGAGGCCUAUCUGCAGCUUUGAGAAUUUAAGGGGUUUAAGAUUUGCAUAACUAUGUUUGGCUUUGGCAUCUUAAAAGGGACAUAAAGCAUCAUAGUUUGUGGGAGCAACUAACUGUUGGUUAUGGAUUGGGACGGGAAAGAGUUUGCCUGGGAUCCACGUGGGCUGGAGCUGGCUAAUGGUGAAGGACAGAGGAAUGAAGCUGCUUCAGUGGAUUUGAGGCUUAGUGAGGAAAAAUCACUCCCGGAUGUUGCUAAGGACCCUAGAGACUCAAAAACUGUUUCUUCACCAUCUGGGUCAUCAAAAAGAUCCCGCCUUCAGAAUGGAUCACAGAAUAUGUGUUGUUCUGUUGAUGGAUGCACCUCUGACCUCAGUGAUUGCAGAGAGUAUCAUAGGCGCCAUAGGGUCUGUGAAAAGCACUCCAAGACCCCAGUUGUGUUGGUGGGGGGCAAACAACAACGGUUCUGCCAGCAAUGCAGCAGGUUUCACUCACUUGGGGAGUUUGAUGAGGUUAAGAGGAGUUGUAGGAAAAGGCUUGAUGGGCAUAACAGGCGCAGGAGGAAACCUCAGCCUCCCUCUCUUUUCAUGGCUGCUGAGAAAUUCAUGUACAAUUACAAAGGACCUAGAAUCCUGCAUUUUGGAAGCCCGGAGACAUAUGUCAACCCUAUUAUGAGGAGUAUGUGGUCUGCCACUGCAAAAACUGGAGCUGAAUCUGGUUAUGAUCCACCUCGACUGUUAUACAGAAUUGACAAGCACAAGCAAGACAAGGGACAUCCUCUGUGGCAAGAAAAUGACCCUAUUGUAAGCAAUGCUAAUGGAGCAAUACUUGGAGCUCCCAUUUGUCAACCUAUUCAUGGCACCAUCACCCCAUCAACCGGUGGAAAGAGCAGCCGAAAGCACUCUUCAGAUGCAAAACCUGGAUCCUUUGACUCAGGUUGUGCUCUCUAUCUUCUGUCAACACUUCAAUCACAAAGUCCAGAGUCGAGUAUGGUACAAUCUAGCAUCACAUGUCCAAUGCAAUCUCCAUCAGGAUCUGUGCAUUUUGAUACUGUCAAUGAAUAUGCAUACUCAGAAACGGAAAAAGAUAAGCCUAGUGGUCAAGUAUUGGUUCUUGAUAACACAACCAACCUUCAUUACAAUGGAAUGCUGCAAAUGGGGUUAGAUGGUUUGGUUGAAAAUGACGACCCGCUUACACUUCCCUUCUUGUGGGAGUAGGUAGCUAAAUGGUUAUGUCUUUUGGGAAAUUUAUGGAUUCAAAACCUUGUCUGUGUGUACUCCAAUGCUUAAAGCUUGAACUUGUUGAAGCUUUCAAUAAGGGUCCUUUGAUGCUGUCAAUCUAGUUGUGGUUUUGCACAAUUGAUUGUGCUGCGAGGAUGAAAUGGAUUGUAUGCCGUUGUCUAUUUUCUUUCAUUUGUCAUGAGAUCAGUUUGAACAGUUCUUGAGUUUUUUUCA